Molecule: messenger RNA, 1430 nt
Organism: Notodromas monacha
Lineage: Eukaryota; Metazoa; Arthropoda; Ostracoda; Podocopida; Cyprididae
Source: the annotation of a GenBank genome assembly
AUUCCGAAACCGGCAACUCCGGUGAAUUCGCUGAAAAGAAGCCAUUCUGUGACGAUCAAGCCGACGGACCAGUCCUUGUCUCCGUGUCGCCGUCAGCUGUCGACGUCGACUUCACAGCGGUGUGGCGUCGAUGUCGGUGGUAAAACUAGUAAUCGCUGGCGAUCGACAUCUGCUGCAACCCCUUUUUCGUGUUCCUCGUCUUCCUACACCUGCUCGUCGUCGUCGGGCAGUGGCAGCGGACCAGACUCGCUCGAAGAUGAGCUUCAAACCGUGAUUAAAUGCAACGCCGACGAAGGCAAAGGAAACUUCAAGCUUCACCGCAGUGCUUCCGAAAAGGUGAAUAAAAAGAUGAGCUCUUCGUUACCUGCGAAGAGCGAUCAGCUGCUUCCACCGCAGAACUUCUGCGUGACCAGAAUUGUGGGCGAAGAUGGAAUUCUUUUGGCUUGGGAACCACCACAUGAUGUCCGGGUUUCCGGAUACAAGAUUUUUGUGGAUGGCGAGUUCAACUCGAAAGUCCGAAGCCCGCAGAGGACGAAGGCGCUCAUCAGCGGCGUGCAUCGACUGCGCGAGUCGGGCGCUCGAGUCGUCAUCGACAUCCGUUCUGUAAAUGUCGACGGUGCCAUGUCAGUUCCAGCAGCAACUGACGUCAAAGUGCCACCACCACCUCCGUGUCCUUCCUCUCGACAGCAGCACGAUGUCGCGACAGAGUCGUGCUGUUGAAAGUGCGAAACGAUCCGCGACUGAUGCGGAGGAUAAAGCCUAAAUUGUUCAGUUGCUAAUUUUUUUUUUCCUCGCUGACUUUGCUCUUCGGGGGAUGAUGAUUUCUUUUGCGUUUAGGAUGAAAGUCAAGACUUUGUCGGAAUAGAUUUUGUUUCUGGCCCCACCGUAGCUGGGCUGUACCCAAAAUGUUCUACUAAAAUCGUUCGAAACAUAAUAUGUUUUGAGCUGGUAAUUUCUUCGAAUGGAUAGUGAAUGAACAAAUUUCCUUGAAAAAAUUUGCCCGAAAAAAGUCUCCUGAAAGAAUAAAUCAUCUCCUGAAAAGAAAUUCUGGCUUUCCUUGGCCAUUAAACCCCCGAUUUACGAAUGUUGACUAAAAUGGGGCAACAUUUCUCUUAUUUUUGUUUCAGCGUUUAAUUGUCCCUGAAAUACUUAUUCGUGUAAUUUCGGUUCCCUGUAUUGAGCUUGAUGAGCAGUUUUCGCUGUUUGAUUUUGUUUUUUUUAAGUUCGAGCCUUCGAUGGAUUCGUUUGAAUGUUUCAAGAGACAUGCUGCUGAGGUUGGGGUGGUUACUUCAUCCAGAGAGUGACCACCAAAGGUGUGUCCUAUUUUUUAGAACGUUUUGUUGAAAGGGAUGCGUAAACUGAACAAAAUAUAUCAUUUUUCGCGUGUCCAAAAAAAUGCGUCGGGAGAAAUACAAUUUUCGAACAAACCA